UCCUACAGCACGUGAAAUGUCUGCUAUAUUAAAUGGCGGCGUAUAAAUGAGUUAUAACAAGGCUACUUAAAACACUUGAUGUAAGGCAAUAACUGUACAAGUACAGUAAGUAGGACAAUUCCUUUUCAUCAUAUACUGUAUUUUUGUUCUGUGCAUGUCUAGCAUGCCUUGAUUAAUCACUUCGACAUUCUGGCACGUCUACCUUUUUAAUGUACAGAUUUUGUGUUGGGCAAAUUAAUUGAAGCAUAUUGAUGUUUCUGUGCCAGGAUGACAUUCUGGUCCCGGUAUGAUCCCGUGGCCGUCAGACCCAAGGGAAACACAGACCACUGGGCCAAGAUGAAAUUACGGGCGCUGUCAUACUCUGCCCCAGCAGGAGUGAGGAGAAUGGACAUAGGACCUACUUGGAGUAUGCCACAACAGAGUGAUCAAGUAACUUUAAGGUCAACAGACGAUUACCUGAAGUUUAUACGCAAUGACGACGCUUGGAAUCGCGAGUCGGCAGGUCACGGGCAGGUGCGCUUCCGAUUUGAGGCCGACGGCACGGUGUCCCAAAUACCAAAGGAACAGCGCUUUGACGACAUACUUGCCCAACAUCUCGGCGGGAACUUGCCAGGAAGCUAUAACAAGCGCCCAAAAAGCCUGACAUAUAAAGAAAAACUACACACAACGUUCAACCAGAGAGCAAAGGAAGGGUUCCAGUACUGGUUGAUAAAGAGGCCAGAGCCUACGAAAUUUGGAAGAUACGGUAUCGGUUCAUACAAAACAGUACUAGGAAUUGGCAACGCGCCAAGAACAUAAUCGCUCUCAUCCCUCCAUUGGAACACUUUCGCAAAAGAAACCCACCACCAAAAUCCCGGAAUACUAGCAUCACUAAACCAGUGGGCAGCAGCACCAGGCGGCCUAGCGUAGACCUCUCAGACCGCCCCGAUUGGAGCUAAUCGGGCCCGGGACAUGUAUAAUCGUGUGGUCGAAGAAACAGAUCAAUGGGCUUCUAGUAGGGUUGUAACGAGACUGAGUGAGAGAAGGUGAAUUUUAUUUUGAC
This is a messenger RNA of Lingula anatina, 1042 nucleotides long. RefSeq lists its product as uncharacterized. NCBI's taxonomy places the organism in Eukaryota, Metazoa, Brachiopoda, Lingulata, Lingulida, Lingulidae. The record is from RefSeq and is a predicted model, not a curated record.